Molecule: messenger RNA, 610 nt
Organism: Aspergillus glaucus CBS 516.65
Lineage: Eukaryota; Fungi; Ascomycota; Eurotiomycetes; Eurotiales; Aspergillaceae
Exons: 1
Coding region: 265-531 (88 amino acids)
Source: RefSeq, a predicted model, not a curated record
UUUACCGACACGUACUUUUUCUAUUAUUGUCCAAGCAUCGGCGUAAGAGAGUCAUACUGUGACCCGAGUAUCGAUCCAUUGAUUAUCAACGAGACAACGUACAACCUGACCUCUUUCCAGCCACGAUUAAAAAUCAAACUGCCAUGCCAGGUCUACGAUGGCGGCGUAUACUGCGAGGAAGAUUUCAUGUCUGACACAUCCAGCCGAAUCCAGUGCAUAGGCAAGGAUACCUAUGCCCGGGGAUUCUCGGAAAGUUUCCUGACGAUGACCGUGUCCCUGCACACAGUCUGGUGCCUGGGCUUGCUCACUAUGCAUCAUCUGACUAUGCGAAGGCCUCGAGUCUUGAGCUCUCAGCAACAGAGGAGGUCUGGUACGCGAUUGGGUGUAAUUAGAGGGAGUUGUGAUUUGGCGUAUGCGGUAGAAGAAAAGCUCGGUAGGGAACGGGCGCAGAUGUUGCGUACAAGACUUCGAUAUCGAGAUUGCUGGGAGUCUGGGGAUGAUGGUGCAAGGGUAACUACUGCUAGGACUUGAGAUGUGGUUUAGCAUUAUGCAGAGAUAAUGGUUAGACUAGAUGUUCAUCUCAUAACAUCAACUUGCUCUGCGCUUGGGA